This is a messenger RNA of Chanos chanos (milkfish), 3455 nucleotides long. It is a transcript of the gene zfpm2a, whose product is annotated as zinc finger protein, FOG family member 2a. The record is from RefSeq and is a predicted model, not a curated record. Gene Ontology annotation, molecular function: RNA polymerase II-specific DNA-binding transcription factor binding. Gene Ontology annotation, biological process: heart development; positive regulation of transcription by RNA polymerase II; cell differentiation. The transcript has 8 exons. The coding region runs from base 6 to 3455 and encodes 1149 amino acids. Gene Ontology annotation, cellular component: nucleus. Lineage: Eukaryota; Metazoa; Chordata; Actinopteri; Gonorynchiformes; Chanidae.
CAACCAUGUCCCGAAGAAAACAGAGCAACCCCAGGCAAAUCAAACGCCCACUGGAGGAUGGACUGGAAGAGGAAGAGGAGGAAUGUGUAUCGGAGGAGAACGAGCUCGUGGCCAAAGAGGAGUUCUCUGUGGAGGAGAACUUCCCUGCUGAAUUUGAACCAGAGAACCUCAGCUGUGAAGACAUGGAGUUCUUCUGUAACAGAGGUGAGGAGGAUACCACUAGGGAAGUGGGUGAAUCUGACAUGGAUGGGCAGAAUGAGAAGGCCAGGCACCCCCCUGUGGAACCUGAGGAAUGGGAUGGUCCAAGAGAGCUUGACCUAUACCACAAGGAUGGGGAGCGUCGGAUUCACAGUCGCCAGCAGCUUCCUGUUGGGACUACGUGGGGACCAUUUGAAGGGAAGAUUGAGACGAACACCGAUGGAAGUGGUUUGAAGACGAAGGGCGCGGUCCCAGUGGUGCUCAGUGCCGGCCCCAGGUGGCUUCUGAAUGUGACUUGGCAGGGAGCGGAAGACAACAAAAACAACUGCGUGGUGUACAGCAAAGGUGGCCAGCUGUGGUGCACAACCACUAAAAAUAUGAUGGAGGGAGAGGAACUGGUGGCAUUUGCAGUGGACUUUGAUUCUCGGCUUCAGGCAGUUAAUCACAUGUCCCUCAGUGAGGGCAUGUACCCAGCAAGACUGCUUGACACCAUUCAGCUCCUACCCCAGCAGGCAGCCAUGGCAUCCAUACUACCCACUGCUAUUGUCAAUAAGGACAUCUUCCCUUGCAAAGCAUGUGGAAUCUGGUACCGUAAUGAGAGAAACCUCCAGGCCCACCUGAUGUACUAUUGCAGUGGGCGGCAAAGGGAGCAAGAGAAUGUGACUGAGGAAAGUGAUGCCAAUCCCCACCAGACACCCAGCAUCUGCCCCUUCCCACAAUGCAGCAAGAGCUUCAGCAGUGCACGCGCCCUGGAAAUGCACCUGAGCACACACAGCGGUGUCAAAAUGGAAGAGACUCUCCCCCCUGGCACCAACCUGAAAUGCACAAUCUGUAACUACACUGCGGAUUCUCUCAUUACAUUCCAGAACCACAUCCUCUCUCACCUGUCACAGGCGGCCUUCAGAUGCAAUCACUGCCAUAUCAGCUUCCAGAACCACAGGGAACUCUUGCAGCAUCAGGACUUACAUGGCCACUCCGGCAAGCUUCACAGAGAAAGCGACAGCGAACACUCCCCCAGGGGUGGGGAGGAGAGCCUGCAGCAGACCCGAGCAGAGUUGGGUGCCAAGAAAGACAUCGUCCUGCAGAGUCCCAAGAGCACACCAAAGAAGGACGGGAGCCCUGAUGCAGAGCUGGAAAGGGCUGAGAAGAAGCCUGCUCUCAGUUUGCAGAAAGGGGAUGGUCACCAUGGAAGCAAAGCCAGUUUCUCCUACACAAGGAUCAAGUCUGAGCCCUCUAGUCCCCGGCUAGCUUCCUCCCCAGUCCAGCACAACAUGGGGCCGACCUUCCCGAUGGGUCCCUUCCUGUCUCAGUUUGCAUUCUCGCAAGAUAUUUCUGUCGUCCCACAAGCAUCGGAAAUUUUAGCGAAGAUGUCAGAGCUGGUGCAUCGCAGGUUACGCCAUGGAGGAAACAGCUACCCACCUGUCAUAUAUAGCCCUCUCAUGCCAAAAGGAGCGACUUGUUUCGAAUGCAACAUCACCUUCAAUAACCUGGACAAUUAUUUGGUCCACAAAAAGCACUACUGCAACAGUCGUUGGCAGCACAUGGCAAAAUCUCCCGAUUUUUCCAGUGUUUCAGACAAGGUAUCAGAUGCUGUGAGCCCAAAUAGCGGACACAGUUCAGUCAGCAUGCUUGCUGGUUGCCACCCUUCAGAGGCUGACAGUCACCUCAUGCCAUCAGCAUGCUUAAAUUCUUCUGUUAUGGACAUGAUCAAUGCUGGUGGUAAAGUGCCUGAUAAAGACCUCACCGGGCAGGUGAAAAAGGUCACCACGCCAACUGGUGUGGAGGAGAGGCUAAACGGCAAGCAGACAGAGGUCAAAAGUCCCAACACUUCUUUAGCGGAUGGCGACAAUGACCCAAACAAGACCACCUGUGAAGCCUGUAACAUCACCUUCAGCCGCCAUGAAACAUACAUGGUCCACAAGCAGUAUUACUGUGCCACUCGUCACGAUCCACCCAUGAAGCGCAUGUCGGCCAAUAAGGUGCCUGCCAUGCAAAGGACCAUGAGAACACGUAAGCGGCGGAAGAUGUACGAGAUGUGUCUUCCUGAUCAGGAGCAGAGACCCCCAAUGGGAGCACAACCACCAUUUCUCGGAGUUCCUACUUUGGCAAACCCUUGCACCUCCCAGGAGGCUGUAGAGAGUUUAGCAGACCGCUUCCAUCCCCGCUGUGACGUUUUCCCCGGUAUGGUGCCAAAGCACCUGGACGCUUCUCUCACAGUUAACAAAUCCAUCUUGGCACCCAAAAGCAAUGCCAUCGACCCACAGGAACUGGAUGCUCCCAUUGACCUAAGCAAAAAGUGCUCUCCACAUCCCGAGAAGUCAUGCAACUCCCCCAAAAGACUCUUGGAUUAUCAUGAAUGUACAGUGUGCAAGAUAAGUUUUAAUAAAGUGGAGAAUUACUUAGCCCAUAAACAGAACUUUUGCCCAGUAACAGCUGCCCAGCACGGUGAGAUUGCCAAUCUAGACCAGCCCAUGUUCCCUGACGUGAAGACCGAAGGCAAUAACACUGACGACAUGUACGAUAAGAGUCUUGUGAAAUGUGAGAAAAACGGCAGCAGCAAGCUGAUGGUGCAAAACGGCAGCAUGUUCCCCCAGCACCUGGGCCCUGUGCCGGGCCUGAAGGCUUUUAAUGAAGCUCAACUCAUGCCCCCAAGGGAGGACAACAAGAACAUGUUUCUGCCUCACUGCCUUUAUCCUGGAGCAAUAAAGAAGGUGAAAGGUGCAGAGCAAAUAUCGCCAUAUUUCGGGAUAAAGCCCAGCGAUUACAUGGCGGGAGGCCUGGUCAUGCCGGACGAGCCAAAUGAGCAGGAGCAGGGCACUAACGGAGCAAGCGAAGCAGGCAAGGAUCAACCAGCAGCCAACGGUUGCCCCCAUCCCGGCAAGGAGCCAUUGCCCCUUCUGCCGAAAAACAGGGGGAUGGUGAUCGUCAACGGUGGACACAAGCAAGACGAGCGUCCGACACCGGGUCCUCCUCAACAGGAGAACCAGCCCCACAAUGCCUCUCCUCCAGACGGGCAAACUUCGCCAACAUGGGGCUCCGACAACCCCCCUGACCCAAACGAGAACGCAUCGCCGACGUCCAAAUCGCCCACAGAGGAGGCGGCGCCAGCUGUCGCCAAAGGCGUGAAUGGGUCGGCCCAGACAGCAAGCAGCGGCAAGUACUGCCGCCUCUGUGACAUCCAGUUCAAUAACCUGUCAAACUUUAUCACCCACAAGAAGUUUUACUGCUCGUCACAUGCUGCCGAGCAUGUGAAAUGA